CUAACUAUUGAUUUAUAUACAAGAUGAUACCCUUUAACUAUGAUAUUCCUUGUAGACUCUGCGCUGCUUAGCCUCCGCCUCCUCCCACUGCCGCGCCUCCCUCGCCAUUGGCUUGCUUGCUCGGUUGCUCCGCCCACAGCUGAGCUUACAUCAACUGAAAUUAAACCACAUCGAUCGCUACUUAGCCAGCCAGCAAUGUCCAACAACAAUCAAGAGCCAGACAAUCUUGAAUCCGUUUUCAAGCAAAAACGGAUCCUCCGCACCAAAGUUCGUCAAGCCCUCAAGUCUAUGGAUCCGUCCCUCCGAUCCCAAGAAGAUGAUAUGAUCCAGAGUAUAGUUUUGGAAGCUCCAUGGUUCAAAUCAAGUAAGAGAUUAUGUGCCUAUAUAAGCUGCAGCGCUUUACGUGAAGUUGAUACCUCUAAAUUGUUAUCUCAAAUUCUGCACAAUCCACCCUCUGCUCCAGAUGGUAGUAGUGUGCCUCAGACUACAAAAAAACUUUAUGUUCCUCGUGUAGAGGACAAGAAUAGUAACAUGAGAAUGUUCAAUAUAUCACGAAUGGAUGAUUUGGUUGCAAAUUCUAUGAACAUUUUGGAACCUGCUUCAGUUGAUGCUGGCGGAAAUGAUCGUGAAGAUGUGAUGCGUGUGAUUGAUCCAGUCGAUUUGUUCAUUCUGCCCGGGCUUGCUUUUGACAGAUCUGGAAGACGGUUAGGCCGUGGCGGGGGAUAUUAUGAUACUUUCUUGACCAAGUACAAAGAGCUUGCCAAGGAAAAGGAUUGGAGGAAGCCACUAUUCGUCGUACUGUCUUAUUCCGUGCAGAUAAUGGAUGAUGAAGUAAUACCGGUCACCCCGAAUGAUGUACUGGUGGAUGCUUUAGUUUCACCAUCCGGUGUGAUUCCCAUUACCCCGGCUGCCUUAGAGAGAAUGAAGCUUUAGUGCUAUGCUCAUCUGAGCCAAAGCCGAAUCCGAGUGCUUUUCUUCAGUAGGAUUCUCAUGUAUGAAAUGCAGGGACCUUGUGUUAUUGAAUAAUGAGAUACAGUUCUGCUGUGCUAUUGUCGAUUGUCAUAACCUUUGCCUGCUCGAAGCAGAGACUAUAAUCUGUAUGAAUUUCAGAUAUUUUACAUUAUUGUAUUGAGCUUGGUAUAUGCAACCAUGUUUUAAAUUCUCAGAGAAAUAAACAUUUUCCUGUACGUUUCA
Hibiscus syriacus is the source of this 1194-nucleotide messenger RNA. RefSeq names its product 5-formyltetrahydrofolate cyclo-ligase, mitochondrial-like. The coding region runs from base 40 to 933 and encodes 297 amino acids. NCBI's taxonomy places the organism in Eukaryota, Viridiplantae, Streptophyta, Magnoliopsida, Malvales, Malvaceae. The record is from RefSeq and is a predicted model, not a curated record. The transcript has 3 exons. Gene Ontology annotation, biological process: folic acid-containing compound biosynthetic process; tetrahydrofolate interconversion. Gene Ontology annotation, molecular function: 5-formyltetrahydrofolate cyclo-ligase activity. Gene Ontology annotation, cellular component: mitochondrion.